Schizosaccharomyces cryophilus OY26 is the source of this 914-nucleotide messenger RNA. Its product is annotated as developmentally Regulated MAPK Interacting protein. The transcript has a single exon. The coding region runs from base 390 to 737 and encodes 115 amino acids. Lineage: Eukaryota; Fungi; Ascomycota; Schizosaccharomycetes; Schizosaccharomycetales; Schizosaccharomycetaceae. The record is from RefSeq and is a predicted model, not a curated record.
UAAAAACAAAAUAAUUAUUAUCCAAUUACGAUCACACAUGUUUGGCUAGUUUGUUUGUUUACGAGUUCGUGAACCAAAUUUUGUCUAUAAAUUGACGAGGAAGCUUCAAAAAUCCAAUAAAAAAAGAAUCUUGUUGAGAUUUUCGUUUCCUUCGUAUUGUUAUUCUGUGAAUAUCAAUAGCUUGACACCUUGAAUCAAGUUUUCCCUCCUUCCUAUUACAAAAGAAAGAAACCAAAUUACUUAUCCUAAAAGCAUUUGAGCAUAUUUCUUAUUCAUUCAUUCCUUGUAGCUCGUAACUCGUUGAUUACAAGUGACCCCUUAAAGUUUAUCGUGGACCCUUUUCUUCUGGCUUAAUUUGAUUCAUAAAACUAUUCUUUGUUUAGUUCAAAAUGAUGCUAUCAAAACUCGCAUUUUUUGCCUCUGUCGCCUAUUCUAUGGCUAUACAGAUCACCAGUCCUGAGAAAAAUGAUAUAUGGGAAACUUUCAAGGAUCAAACGAUUUCCUGGAAUUUCGUCGAGACAGAUCCGAAAAUUGCUGGAAUAUAUUUAAGCAAUUAUGUUAGUAUUAAUCAAAAUAGGUUUAUUGUAAAUGUCUCUGUAUCGGACGGCAGUUAUAUUGCUGAUACUAACAGUUGGCCUACUGGUGAAGGUUAUGUCAUCAAAAUAACUAAUCCCGAGAAUGUUGAUGAGGUAUACGCUCAAUCCGAGGGAUUUACCCUUACACAGCCAAACGCUUAAAGCAGCAAUCCUUGUUCACCUUCUGUUACAUGAUUUGGACGCAGCUUCCUUUUUUUCCCUUAACUAAAGCUACGACUAUAGACAGUCCCUGACUUUUAGUGAGCCCAGCCUACUGUUAAAACGAGUAGAUCUUUAUGAGUGGCUUUGCAAUAAUAAUAUUUAUUUGUUUUCCAGAAA